Pteronotus mesoamericanus is the source of this 1503-nucleotide messenger RNA. RefSeq names its product BLK proto-oncogene, Src family tyrosine kinase (gene BLK). Gene Ontology annotation, molecular function: non-membrane spanning protein tyrosine kinase activity; ATP binding; signaling receptor binding. The transcript is spliced from 12 exons. Gene Ontology annotation, cellular component: extrinsic component of cytoplasmic side of plasma membrane. Gene Ontology annotation, biological process: cell differentiation; protein phosphorylation; innate immune response. Bases 1 to 1503 code for a protein of 500 amino acids. The record is from RefSeq and is a predicted model, not a curated record. NCBI's taxonomy places the organism in Eukaryota, Metazoa, Chordata, Mammalia, Chiroptera, Mormoopidae.
AUGGGAGUGGUGAGCAGCAAAAAGCAGAUCAAGGAGAAGGGUAAGGGCCAAUGGAGCUCCGUGAAGGACAGCACCCAGAGCAGAGAGCCCCCACCUCUGCCACCCCUGGUCCUGUUUAACCACCUGACUCCUGAGCCUCCCGACACACACCCGGAUCAAGAAGAGCAUUUCGUGGUGGCACUGUAUGACUACAUGGCAGUGAAUGACCGUGACCUGCAGGUGCUGAAAGGGGAGAAGCUGCAGAUCCUAAAAGAAUCUGGAGACUGGUGGCUGGCCAAGUCCCUCAUCACGGGAAGAGAAGGAUACGUGCCCAGCAACUUUGUGGCCCGAGUAGAGACCCUGGAAGUGGAAAAGUGGUUCUUUAGAUCAAUUAGCCGGAAAGACGCCGAGAGGCAGCUUCUGGCUCCAAUCAAUAAUGUGGGCUCCUUUCUUAUUAGAGAGAGUGAAACCAACAAAGGUGCCUUCUCCCUGUCUGUGAAGGACUCGACCACCCAGGGGGAGGUGAUCAAACACUAUAAGAUCCGCUCCCUGGAUGAAGGAGGCUAUUACAUCUCCCCCCGAAUCACCUUCCCCACUCUGCAGGCUUUGGUGCAACACUACUCAAAGAAAGGAGAUGGCUUGUGCCGCAAGCUAACCCAACCCUGUGUGAGCCUGGCUCCUCAGAACCCCUGGGCCCAGGAUGAAUGGGAAAUCCCCCGGCAGUCUCUCAGGCUGGUCAGGAAACUUGGGUCUGGACAGUUUGGCGAAGUCUGGAUGGGUUAUUACAAAAAUAACAUGAAGGUGGCCAUCAAGACCUUGAAGGAGGGAACCAUGUCUCCGGAGGCCUUCCUGGGCGAGGCCAACCUGAUGAAAACUCUCCAGCAUGAAAGGCUGGUUCGUCUCUAUGCCGUAGUCACCAAGGAGCCCAUCUACAUCGUGACCGAGUACAUGGCCAGAGGAUGCUUGCUGGAUUUCUUGAAGACAGAUGAAGGUAGCAGACUGUCCCUCCCAAGACUGAUCGACAUGUCGGCCCAGGUUGCCGAAGGAAUGGCAUAUAUCGAAAAAAUGAAUUCAAUCCACCGAGACCUCAGGGCGGCCAACAUCCUGGUGUCUGAGACGUUGGGCUGCAAAAUCGGUGACUUUGGCUUGGCCCGGAUCAUCGACAAUGAAUACACUGCCCAAGAGGGGGCCAAGUUCCCCAUCAAGUGGACUGCCCCAGAGGCCAUCCAUUUCGGGGUGUUCACCAUCAAAGCAGACGUGUGGUCAUUUGGCAUCCUCCUGAUGGAAAUCAUCACGUAUGGGCGGGUACCCUACCCAGGGAUGAGCAACCCCGAGGUCAUCCGCAACUUGGAGCGGGGCUACCGCAUGCCGCGCCCGGACUCGUGCCCGCCGGAGCUGUACCACGGCGUUAUCGCUGAGUGCUGGCGGAGCCGGCCCGAAGAGCGGCCCACCUUCGAGUUCCUGCAGUCGGUGCUCGAGGACUUCAACACUGCCACAGAGGGGCAGUACGAGCUGCAGCCCUAG